AUGAACGACCCUGGUUCUAAAUUAGGGUUCCAUGGUGAACUCGUGGUUGUAGUUGAUACUCACACAAUUGUUGCGACUUGGACGAAUUGGGUUUUGAAUGGAUCUGUUUCUGGGUUUUCCUCUUUCUUUCCUCAACGGGUUUAUGAAUAUGAUGAAGAUGGAGAAUAUCAACUAUUCUCACAAAGACACAAACAUGCUUCCGAGUCUGACAUCUUUCUUCAUUCUAGCUUCUCUUCUCGCUUUGUUAGAGACUCUCUUCCCAGGUUUUCCAUACCUCAGGAUUCCAUGCCUGGGGAGGCUGCUUACCAGAGCAUACACGAUGAGUUGCAGUUUGAUGCUAUUCCAAAGUUCAACUUGGCUUCCUUUGUCACAACUUCCAUGGAAGAAGAGUGCAACAAACUCAUCAUGGAAUCCAUCAACAAGAACUACGUGGACAUGGACGAAUAUCCUAUCACCACAGACCUUCACAACCGGUGUGUGAACAUGAUAGCACGUUUGUUCCAUGCUGACGUCGGAGAAGAUGAGAAUGCUAUUGGAGCAGGAACUGUUGGGUCAUCGGAAGCAAUAAUGCUGGCAGGACUUGCAUUCAAGAAGAAGUGGCAGAACAAACGUAAGGCAGAAGGCAAACCUUAUGAUAAGCCUAAUUUGGUCACUGGCUCCAAUGUACAAGUAUGUUGGGAGAAAUUUGCCAGGUAUUUUGAGGUGGAGUUGAGGGAAGUGGAAGUGAGAGAAGGAUACUACGUUAUGGAUCCUGCCAAAGCAGUCCAGCUGGUUGACGAAAAUACUAUUUGUGUGGCUGCAAUAUUGGGUUCAACAUACAAUGGAGAGUUUGAAGACGUGAAGCUCUUGAAUGACUUGCUGCUACAAAAGAAUAAGCAAACUGGAUGGGAAACUCCUAUUCAUGUGGAUGCUGCAAGUGGUGGUUUCAUUGCUCCAUUCCUAUAUCCAGAGCUGGAGUGGGAUUUCAGGCUGCCAUUGGUGAAGAGCAUAAACGUGAGUGGACACAAAUAUGGGCUUGUUUAUGCUGGUAUUGGUUGGGUUAUUUGGAGGACAAAGGAUGACUUACCAGAAGACCUUGUGUUCCAUAUCAAUUACCUUGGAGCUGACCAACCUACUUUUUAGUUCAGUUAACUACAAAACAAUUCAGUUAACUAC
Molecule: messenger RNA, 1155 nt
Organism: Vigna angularis (adzuki bean)
Lineage: Eukaryota; Viridiplantae; Streptophyta; Magnoliopsida; Fabales; Fabaceae
Product: glutamate decarboxylase 4-like
Exons: 5
Coding region: 1-1122 (373 amino acids)
Biological process (GO): L-glutamate catabolic process
Cellular component (GO): cytosol
Molecular function (GO): pyridoxal phosphate binding; glutamate decarboxylase activity
Source: RefSeq, a predicted model, not a curated record